Henningerozyma blattae CBS 6284 is the source of this 1896-nucleotide messenger RNA. RefSeq names its product Dse3p (gene DSE3). The record is from RefSeq and is a predicted model, not a curated record. The transcript has a single exon. Lineage: Eukaryota; Fungi; Ascomycota; Saccharomycetes; Saccharomycetales; Saccharomycetaceae. The coding region runs from base 1 to 1896 and encodes 631 amino acids.
AUGCCAAGAAAAUUUUUGGGUCAGCGUAUAGAUAGAAACAAAGAUUUCAUUAGACCUUCUUCUUUGACCGUGACAAGCAAAGAUCUUGACCGAUUACCCGUGUUUGUACCAAGCCCAUGUUCCAGUAGUAUCAAAUUAAAUGAAUCUCACGAUUCAGUAGUCACUCCUCUUAAUAAUAAAUCUCAACAUAAGAAAUCGCUUCAUAAAUUUUCCAAGAGGUUUGGAGGAACCAUUAGGAUCAAAAAAAGACUAUCAUCAGUACCAGAAUUGUUUUUACAUGAUUUCAAGUCAAGAUCUGAGCAUGUUAAAGAAGAGCAUUCACCAACUCCUGGUUCUCCAGAAAUGUAUAUAAAUUCCCAACCUAUAUCUUCUUUAACAAGAAGGCCAAAAUUCCCACCAUUACCAGAAUUAGCUGAAACUGUCGAAGAUGUAGAGGAAACCCCUGUUAAGGAAUUGGCUCAACAGAAAAAAGCAAUGGAUUAUUUGAAUGUCACAAAUGAACCAUCAAAUGUCACACAUAAUGAAGAUGUUGAUUCUGAUACUUUUUCCUUUGUUUCAAGUGUGCCACAAUCAAACUUCCCAGUUAUUGAUACUUCAGCAUCGUAUCUAAAAGAGGAAAAGGAAGAUCGUCAAAAAUUUUUCGAAUCAAAUCCAAUUAUUUAUAACGUUCAAGUAUCAAAUAACAAUCUUGACUUUAUUAACAGUGUUUCAGACAAUAUUGAAAAUAAUGUUCUAAAUGAAAUUCAAAAGAACAUUACAAAUAACAAAAGUAAUAGUUUCCUAUCUAUUAACCUUACUGAUACCCAAAUUUUGACUAAGGAAAGUAUUCAAAAGCAUUUGCAUAGAUCGCAUAGUCUUGAUGAUUUGCAUGAAGAAAAAAGGCAAUCAGAAAUAUUGUUAGAAGAAAUAUUAAUGGCAUACGGGCCAGAAACUCAAAGCUUAAAUAGCUUGGCAGAUGGUGAAAUAGCAAACAACUAUAUGCCAAGUGUAAAAAAUGAAGAAAUUUCAAGAGUCUUGGAAAUAUUGGUUAAUAAAAAACAAAAAUGUUCAGUUAACAAGAGCCAACCAAGCCCAGCUAAUAAGAACAAUGCUGAUAAUUCUAACAAUGAUUUUAGCUUCCCUGCCCAAAAAAUAUUGAGUAAUUUCAAUGGCUUUUCUACACCAAUAAAGAGCCAAAAGAAUAUGAAUUAUUCUCCAAGAAGUGACACUUUUUCCAUUCCUUCAAAUGCUUCGCAUUUCUCCAAACCAUCACUUCCUUCAGCAAAUCUAGAAGAUUUAUUAAGUACUCCGGAAAAUUCUUCAUCAGAAUCAGAUUCUGGUUCAUUUACAAACGAAUUAUCUCGUGUGCCUAGUUGGGAAAGUCCAGUGAGUGAGGCAUCAUUUUGUACAGCUUCAGAAUUCCCAUAUCCUAAUUCUACUAUUGGAAGAAUGAUGAGUUUAAGAAAAAAUAAAGGCAUUAUUGCACCAGUUCCUUUAAGAAAAAAUAGUGGGGUAUCUAGUAGUAAUGAUAACGAUAGACCCAUACAUAUUACCCACCCUUCUAUCAAUCGUAAAAAAUCAUUAAAUUAUAGAAAAUCGUUAGUUUCUCCAGUCAAUGUAAAUAUAUCUCCAGACCACACCUACCAAAAAAAAUUGGUCCAACAAAUUCAAAUAAAACCAAAAGUGAUGUAUCUUGAUUAUGACGAUGAAAGUGAUAAAGACGAAGAAGAUUUCAACAUUAUUGAACAAGAACAAAAAAAAGAAGAGUUUGGUGAACAACUAUAUACUAUUGCAUCAGUUAAGGAAGAUCCACCGAGUGUUCGUUUGGAUUCCAAGGCUAGAUUUUCUUCACCUAUUGAUAACAUAGAGCUUCUUAAUAUGAAUGACAAUUCCAGCAGUGUAUAUAGUGAGAUAUGA